GUGCUCCCCCCGGCUGAGGGUGGCCCCCGCGGCAGCCUGGCCUACAAGUACGUCAUCCACGAGGACCUGCUGCCCCUCAUCGGGAGCAACAACGUUCUCCUGGAGGAGACGGACACCUACGAGUGGGCGCUCAAGAGCUGGGCCCCCUGCACCAAGGCCUGCGGAGGAGGUAUCCAGUUCACCAAAUACGGCUGUCGGCGCCGACGAGACCAUCACAUGGUACAGCGGCACCUGUGCGACCACAAGAAGAGGCCCAAACCCAUCCGCAGGCGCUGCAACCAGCACCAGUGCCCCCAGCCUGAGUGA
Molecule: messenger RNA, 306 nt
Organism: Myotis brandtii (Brandt's bat)
Lineage: Eukaryota; Metazoa; Chordata; Mammalia; Chiroptera; Vespertilionidae
Product: A disintegrin and metalloproteinase with thrombospondin motifs 14-like
Exons: 2
Biological process (GO): extracellular matrix organization
Cellular component (GO): extracellular matrix
Molecular function (GO): metalloendopeptidase activity
Source: RefSeq, a predicted model, not a curated record